GUUCGCCGGGAGGGAAGUUCAAGCAAAGAGGAAAUGUAAAAUACGGUGGAUGUUUUCGUAGAUUUGCAUUUGAAAAAAUAGAUUCACACUUCAACUGUUUGUCAAGUAAAUUGGAUAAUUAUUGCAUUCACAAAAGGAAGAAGCAAAUCCAGAAACAACAAACACAAUGUCUCACAAGCAGAUUUAUUACUCCGAUAAAUACGACGACGACAAAUUCGAGUACAGGCAUGUCAUGCUUCCUAAGGACAUUGCUAAAAGAGUUCCCAAGACCCAUCUGAUGUCCGAGACAGAAUGGAGGAAUCUGGGUGUUCAGCAGAGUCAAGGAUGGGUGCAUUACAUGAUUCACCAGCCUGAACCACACAUCUUGCUCUUCCGACGACCUCUGCCUGUGGCACAAUCCCACUGAUCCCAAAACCACCCUAAACAUGAAUUCUGUAAACCGGACACAAUCUACAGAUCUCUGAGAGAUGAUAAGUGCCCCCCAAUCAGAUUGUGUCAGUAUUUGUGCUGCUUCCUAGUUCUGGAUUCAUUGUAGAAUAUUCUGUGGGUCAGACUAUCAUCACUGUGCUUAAUUUCCGAACUUAACCGAGAGAUGGUAUUGUGCACAAUUUCUUUCUGCAUCUGUAUUUAUUAUUAAGCUUUUUCAGUUCGUUCAUUUAGUGAAUUUUGUAUUGGUGAAAGGGCUGUGUAAAACGGUCAAGCAGUAUCGAUAUUUGUUUUACAUAUACUGCUUUUCUAAAAUAAAUACUUCCAUUUCCCUUUGCAAAUAACAGUGCUAUUUGCAACAACAUCAUGACUGAGCAGCAUGAAUUACUUUUGAUUUGCUCGUAGAUUAGAAUCCUCACAUUAAUAUGCAUUCUGCUGUACAUAUGUAUAAUAAAACUUUUCCAGCAA
Messenger RNA from Danio aesculapii, 894 nucleotides. It is a transcript of the gene cks1b, whose product is annotated as CDC28 protein kinase regulatory subunit 1B. The record is from RefSeq and is a predicted model, not a curated record. Gene Ontology annotation, biological process: regulation of mitotic cell cycle. The transcript is spliced from 4 exons. Gene Ontology annotation, molecular function: histone binding; cyclin-dependent protein serine/threonine kinase activator activity; ubiquitin binding. NCBI's taxonomy places the organism in Eukaryota, Metazoa, Chordata, Actinopteri, Cypriniformes, Danionidae. The coding region runs from base 167 to 406 and encodes 79 amino acids. Gene Ontology annotation, cellular component: cyclin-dependent protein kinase holoenzyme complex; SCF ubiquitin ligase complex.